AUGGGUACCAAACGCGACUGGGAAGGCCAGCCACUCGAGCUCAAUCCUCACGACGAAAGUAUGGCAGAGGCAGAGGCAGAGGCAGCACCUUCAAUCCUGUCAAUCUUUGAAAACUUUCGCGAUGAGCUGGACGAGCACCAUGACCGCCGCGAGCGUAUCAUCAAGAAAAGCCGCGAUAUUACCGCCCUGAGCAAGAAGAUUAUCUUCGCCCUUCAACGAGUCCGCGCAACAAACCAACCCCUCCCACCCAAAAUCGCCCAAGAAAACCAAACCCGCUUCGACCAAAUCCAUGCACUGUUCGAAGGUAUCAUCCCCGAGCAACUAGGCAUCAAUGGCUGGCGAUACCAGCGCCAAAUAAGUGCCGGAAUUCAAGAAUUUAUCGAAGCCAUCUCCUUCGACCACUACCUGCGCACGCAAACGCUAAUCACCCACGCCGAGUGCUCCGCCCGCGUCCCACCGCAAAUCCUCGUUUCAGAAGAAGACUACCUAAUGGGCCUCUACGAUCUUACAGGAGAGAUGAUGCGCUUCGCGGUUUUAUCACUGAGCUCUGGAAACGCAACUGCUACCCAGGCAAUUAAGAACACAGGAACCGACAUCGAAAAAUCAGCGGUCGCAUCGUCGCAGGGCGGCAUCGUGGUUGAUCUGCGUGCUAUGCGCGCAGGUUUCGAGGCGCUCAGUGUGCCACAGCGGCAUUACAUGUUCCGAGAUAUGGCGAAGAAGUUGGACGUGAUGCAGAACAGUGUGGAGAAGGUUGAGCGAGCAGCGUAUGGAAUUGUCGUUCGGGGAAGUGAGAGGCCGAGUGGGUGGACGCCUGAUAUGUCGGGCUCGGUGGAGGUGGCAUCCUAUUAA
Molecule: messenger RNA, 849 nt
Organism: Penicillium digitatum Pd1
Lineage: Eukaryota; Fungi; Ascomycota; Eurotiomycetes; Eurotiales; Aspergillaceae
Product: translin family protein
Cellular component (GO): nucleus; cytoplasm
Molecular function (GO): sequence-specific DNA binding; RNA binding; RNA endonuclease activity
Source: RefSeq, a predicted model, not a curated record